Molecule: messenger RNA, 1020 nt
Organism: Exophiala aquamarina CBS 119918
Lineage: Eukaryota; Fungi; Ascomycota; Eurotiomycetes; Chaetothyriales; Herpotrichiellaceae
Exons: 2
Coding region: 1-1020 (339 amino acids)
Biological process (GO): magnesium ion export from mitochondrion
Molecular function (GO): magnesium ion transmembrane transporter activity
Source: RefSeq, a predicted model, not a curated record
AUGCUGGCAGGUGGUAUCGGAGGCACGACGGGCGAUAUCCUCAUGCACUCAUUAGAUACUGUCAAGACGAGACAACAAGGCGACCCUCAUUUCCCACCGAAGUACUCAUCCUUGUCGGACUCAUAUAUCAAAAUUUUCCGGCAAGAGGGUUUUCGGAGGGGACUUUAUGGAGGCUUCACUGCGGCGAUGGUUGGGUCCUUCCCGGGCACCGUGGCUUUCUUCGGAUGUUAUGAAUAUUGCAAGCGGAAUCUGUUAGACAGAGGACUCAGCCCGUCUGCGGUGUUUUUGGCGAGUGGUUUUCUCGCCGACCUAGCUGCUUCGAUUAUUUACGUACCUUCGGAGGUGAUGAAAACCCGACUACAAUUACAGGGUCGAUACAACAAUCCAUUUUUCAAUUCCGGUUACAACUACAAGUCAACGUGGGAUGCGGCUAAAACCAUUGCGCGAACCGAGGGGUUUGGUGCGUUAUACUCCGGGUACAAAGCCACCAUCGUUCGAGAUCUGCCAUUUUCAGCCCUGCAAUUUGCUUUCUAUGAGCAAGAGAGGAGAUUUGCACAAAGUUGGAUGGGAGAUACUGACAUCGGGCUGAGUCUCGAGGUCUUGACGGCGGUCUCAGCGGGAGGCAUCGCGGGAGUGAUAACCUGCCCACUCGACGUUGUCAAGACUCGAACACAAACCCAAAUAACGCCGGACAAUCAUGUGCAGAACAGUCAGGCCGCACAUAUGGAAAAGACCGCAGCAAAGAGCCACAAACCGCCUGGCCCUGGCCACAAGCAGACGCGGCUUUUACACUCUGGUCCACGGACAGUUCCACGAACGACGCCCACCUUGGAUACAUCAUCUGUGUUGACCGGACUGAAACUCAUUUACAAGACCGAGGGCGUGCCUGGCCUGUUCCGGGGAGUUGGGCCACGGUUUGUGUGGACAAGCGUUCAAAGUGGAACGAUGCUUGUAUUAUAUCAAUAUUUGUUGAAAGAGAUGGAGCGAUUUCAGGCGAAAGAGGGUCCAGAGGCAAUAUGA